UUAGUUCCACCAUUUCGUUUCACACUAGAUUUUCUGUUAUUCCACACUCUCUCCACAGCUGUUAUUCAAGGCUUGAAAAGUUAAAACGUGACUUCAAUUAAUUUUUAUCGGUUGGUUUUUUUUAAAUUUUUAUUUAAUCGGUUGACCAUAGAAAUUUAUCCAUUAUCGUUGACACGUUGGCCCACAUGCUGCAUAUUUCAUGACCUUUUUCGUUGGCGAUAAGAAUGCAGAAAUACAAGUGGUGAUGCUGUAAUUCCAGUUUUGUUUGCGCCACGAAUAUAGAUAGCUACGAAUUUAAUAUUGCCAUUAGCCCGAUUUUUUGGACUGGACGGCACCCUUAAAUCGCGUUGCUUCUUGUAUCGACUAUUACCAACAUCGGAUUAUUAUCGUUAAUAAUUUCCCAUAUAACAGGACCUAUUAAGAUUUUCGACAAAGAUUAUAAAAGCACCGAAAAAUGCUUCCCGAACUGUAUCGUACGGAACACUCCACUUCGUGCCUGUCUUUCCUUGUGAUUAUCAGUGCGCUUUUCGCUACCACACGAGGAAACAAUAUUACCUCCUCUAGUUUAUUCGAGAGCGUUUCCAAUUCAACUUCAACUGCUACGUCAAACGUUAUAAAACCACUUGAACCGCUGCUGACUUCGAAUGCCGUAAUACUGGCCUCUCCACCGGAAGUGACCACGCCAGCUUCCGCAGAAUCAUCUGCUAGUCCUUCGGAUGUGAGUACCGAGAGUACAACAUCCCCGUCCAGCCAUCUCGUUCACCUUCCGGUUUCGCCACCACCGGCGGUGUUUCCGGAUGCUCCUCAAAUGAUCGACCAAAGACAAACGCAAUUCGGUGAAGGUUAUCUACCCGGUCAAAAGCCCUAUCAAUUAAUUGCACACACUCGUGAACCACAGCCCACAAUCGAUCCCCGGCAGCCAGGUGGACCGCAGAAUUCCGAAGAAAAAUACCACCAAUUAUUUUUCAAAACUAUACUGUGAAUGGCUUUACUGAAACAGUGAAACGGAACCCCCUCGAUUUCUAAAGACAGUAAUAUUCGAUUUCGGAUUUGGCUCACACACGAGAUAGGUAUUCACGGAAGAAUCACCAUGAAAUACGACAAAUUCACUCGUACAACUCCCCUGUCACUCACUAUUGUCAGUCAAAAAAUCGUCUACAGAUACGGUGAAAUUUAUCCAAGGUCUGGGCGUUUAAAUCGCUAUGCGAAUCAUAUAUUACAGAUCAGAACACAUCUGGAAGAAUUUCAGAAUUUCUUGUAA
Molecule: messenger RNA, 1261 nt
Organism: Paramacrobiotus metropolitanus
Lineage: Eukaryota; Metazoa; Tardigrada; Eutardigrada; Parachela; Macrobiotidae
Exons: 3
Coding region: 455-982 (175 amino acids)
Source: RefSeq, a predicted model, not a curated record